CCGAUGUAUCAUGGGAAAUGGCGCAUGAGGUGGCAGUUUUUCAAACCAACAACUUCAAACGAUCGCCAGGAUCAGAGUGAGCAUCGUUUCUCCCGAUCGUUUCUGAUGCUGCGCGCCUGUUGCUGUUGGCCAGCGAGCGACCAUUCUCGAUACUUCCCGGUCCUGGCAACAACCAUCAGGUCGGUGGCGGCAUCGUAAACAACAACUACGUCACUCCUACCGGGCUGGGUGUCACACUACCACUCCGUUCCUUGCACACAUUCCGUCACAGAAACUGGAAAGCCGUGUUUCGAUGAUCAAGCAGGAAUCCGGUUUGGAAGAUUGGCCAGCAGCAGCAGCAGCAGCAGCAGAAUGGUGACGAGGAUGGGUUCGGGCAUUAGAAUAUUUUUGAAUGCUUAAUAACAGACGGAACUGCCCGGGCGUGCAUCAGUCGUGUGUCGCCUACCCGAGUGGAGUGUGCAGGCAGAGAGCUUAAUCUGGAGAUAGAACCAGCCCCGAAAGAAGCACGAUCGAGUACGAGUGAUACCAGUGUGAAUAGUGUACGGCGAUCAGUGAGAUAAGAUAAAAUAAAAAGUGUACCCAGUAUCUGUGUAAUUAUCGUGAUCUAAGCCAACAUGCCGGAAUAUCAGUAUCUGUCCGGAUUUGGGUCACACUUCAGCUCGGAAGAUGCCCGCUUCCCGAACGCCCUGCCGGUGGGACAGAAUUCACCGCAAAAGUGUCCCCACGGGCUGUACGCGGAGCAGCUUUCCGGCAGUGCGUUUACCGCACCGCGCACGGAAAAUACCCGCUCGUGGCUGUACCGCAUCCGGCCCUCGGUCGUACAUCAACCGUUCAAGCGGUUCGAGGGUGCGGCACCGUUCCUGCGCGGAACUGGCUGGGAAGAGCAGCACCCCAAUCCGAACCAGAUGCGCUGGAACCCGUUCGAUCUGCCGGCGGCCGGAAGCGAGGUGGACUUUGUGGCGGGACUGCAUACCGUGUGUGGGGCGGGCGAUGUCCGCGCCCGCAAUGGGCUGGCCGUGCAUGUGUACCUUGCCAACUGUUCGAUGAAGGAUACGGCGUUCUACAAUAGCGAUGGCGAUAUGCUUAUAGUUCCCCAACAGGGUCCACUGGACAUAACGACCGAGUUUGGCCGACUGUACGUAAAGCCAAACGAGAUCUGCGUCAUUCCGCAAGGCAUCCGGUUCAGCGUAGCGCUGGAAGGACCGUCCCGUGGCUACAUUCUCGAGGUGUACGAUGGUCACUUCCGGCUGCCCGAUCUGGGCCCGAUCGGUGCCAAUGGGUUGGCCAAUCCGCGUGACUUCCUAACACCCACGGCCCAUUUCGAGGAUCGUUCGGUCGAGGGGUAUCGCAUCGUGUCCAAGUUCCAGGGCGCACUGUUUGUCGCCACUCAGGGCCAUUCACCGUUUGAUGUGGUCGCCUGGCACGGUAACUACGUGCCGUACAAGUACGAUCUCGCCCGCUUCAUGGUGAUCAACUCGGUCAGCUUCGAUCAUUGCGAUCCAAGCAUCUUCACCGUGCUGACCUGCCCCAGCAACCGGCCCGGCACGGCGAUCGCCGAUUUCGUCAUCUUUCCACCGAGAUGGUCGGUCCAGGAGCAUACCUUCCGUCCGCCGUACUAUCAUCGUAACUGCAUGAGUGAAUUUAUGGGCCUGAUUUUCGGCCGGUACGAGGCGAAGGAGGGUGGCUUCAUGCCCGGCGGUGCCUCGCUACACUCGAUGAUGACACCGCACGGGCCCGACCAUCGGUGCUUCGAGGGUGCGUCCAAUGCGGACCUGAAGCCGGAACGCGUUGCCGAUGGGACGCAAGCAUUCAUGUUCGAAUCAUCGCUGAGCAUGGCGGUAACGCGCUGGGGCGAGGAAACCUGCCAAAAGCUGGACGCCCGCUACUACGAAUGCUGGCAAGCGCUGGAAAAGCAUUUCCAUCUGUAAUUUGGCUUCGGAAAACCGACGACAUUGAAACCGAUUUUUGAACGUGUACCAGCUGAACUAAAACAACCAUUUUUUACCAUGUUUGACUUGCAGGUUACCAGGUGUUAUUGAGCAGUAGUACACUUCUUUCAUUUCUUUUUCAUUACUUUCCCUUUUCUUUAUUCGUCUUUUUUCACCUUGUAUCGCUUGUGUAUCGUUGAUUUUUCUUGUGCUAUUCCUUAGUUUCGGUUUCUGCUGUUGUUUUGGUUUUACUGGAUUUGUUUUGUUUGUUGGUUUCUUUUGUUUUGAUAAUUACGGAUAUUUAUAUAUUUUUUAAAGAAGCAAAUUUGUUAAAAUGAUGCACCGGGCGGUUUUUCCUCUCCUUCUUUAUGUUUUUUUGUUUUUUCUUCCUUUGUUUUUGUUUCCGUGCUUAAGUGCGUCACGCAAUUCCUCAAACAAUGAAAUUUGUUUGAAAUUUUCAUAGAUUUUUUGUUUUGUUUUUGUUUUUACUUACGUUUAUUGUGCUCUUGUUUUUUUGUUUUCGGUGCAAAUCUUCACCCCUCUUGUUUUACACCAUUGUUUGCUGAUGCUUCUCGGAUUUUUUCUGCUUUAAAUUAAGUUCUGCAAUUCGAUAGAUACACGAUCGUUAUCACCGGUGUUUUUGUGUGUGUGUGUGCUGUAAUUAUGUUACCUUCUUUUUUUUGUUAUCGUUUCGUAUCGCUUGAAAAGUACUGUUUAUGCACUUUAACCCUUUCCAUUUUUUUCUUUUGUUUUGUUUUCUUAUUCUUUCCUUAGCCUGUUUUUUUUCUUUUUCUUCAUUUUCUUGGCUUAGUUACCUUUUAGUUUCACACUCAUAGGAAACAAUAGCGCUCGUGGGACGACUAAAGCGUUCUUAUUUCGUCUGAUUUAAGCGUUGUAAGAAUUGUCCUUUCGAAGCACAUACUGUUUUUCUCUCGUUCUCCCUUAUGUACACCUGCACAAUUCACACAGCUUCUGUGCAAGUAUGUGUGUGUGUAUGUUUGUGUUAGUAGCUCUCGGUCGGGGUAUAUAGUAUAGAGGCACAGAUAAAUCCAUGUUGAGUUAUUUGUUGUUAAAAAUGAAUUCCAAUGUAGCCACCCAGCUCCCAACAUUUCCGUAGAACUUUCAACAACAUUUUAGCACAACCGAAACCGUAUAUUUGUCGGAAGGAGAACAAUAAGAAGAAGAAGUAGAAGAAGAGGAAAAAUAAAACAAAGCAAAUAGUUUGGAUUAUCGUUUUUUUUACACGAAUUGUUAAGAUGAAUUAGACAAACACUUUGCCAUUUUGCAAAAUUAUGUCGUUUGUUCUCUUUUCUUGUUCGGGUUCUGUUGGUUUUCUCUUUAUAUUGCUGUUUUGUUGUAAACAGUUGUGUAUUGUUGGAAAAUUUUGUAUGUGUUUUUUGCCGAUCGUGUUUCAGUUUUAUGAAGUUUUGCUAAGUUUUGCUACUUUUUAUAUAUUUGUAUGCUCUCUUCACUGCUCCUGUCCUGUUUGGCGCAGUGUUUUUUUUUGUUUUGCGUGCGGGUUGCGUGCAGUGGUAGGUAUUUUUUAGAGUCUUUACGUCAUUUUUUAUCUUACUUUCUCUCUUUUCCAAUCCCUAUGUUUUCUCUCUCUCUCUAUAUCUAGCUACUAUCGGGUUAAUAUAGUUAGUUAUGGAACUAUGUGACUUUUCAAGUAUCGAUCAUACAAAAAUAAACUGUAUUUUCUGGUA
Anopheles merus is the source of this 3634-nucleotide messenger RNA. It is a transcript of the gene hgo, whose product is annotated as homogentisate 1,2-dioxygenase. Gene Ontology annotation, biological process: L-phenylalanine catabolic process. The record is from RefSeq and is a predicted model, not a curated record. The transcript has 4 exons. Gene Ontology annotation, molecular function: homogentisate 1,2-dioxygenase activity. Gene Ontology annotation, cellular component: cytoplasm. NCBI's taxonomy places the organism in Eukaryota, Metazoa, Arthropoda, Insecta, Diptera, Culicidae. The coding region runs from base 615 to 1928 and encodes 437 amino acids.